CCUCCCUUCCCUUCCGCCGCAGCGCCCGGAUUCGCCGCUCCUCCAGGAAGGAGAGACCCACACGGCGCCGACUGCUCCCGGCCACUCGGUCCUCUGAUUAUGCUCCCGAAUCAGACAGUUUAACCAGGCAGGAUCCCAUUCUUCUCCUCGAGAUUCCGCUCCGAGAGCGAGCGCCAGGCAGGAUGAGCAGCAGAGCGCAGGGCGAGAAGGGUUCCCAGGGAGCACCGGGCGGGUCCGAGACGGCUGCCCGCACGAGGCCUCUGAGCAUCCAGGAGAUCCUGCGGCGCCGUGAAAAGAAGGCCGUCGCAGAGGCGAAGAGGGCUGCUGCGGAGGCUAAGGAUACCAAGGAAGAGCUCCAGGACCACAAGAAGGGUAAGCCGAGUCGCUCCGAUUCCGGAAGAGGGCACAGAGCCAGGAAGGAUGUGCCUGUGGAGAAGGAGAGCGUUAGAGAUGCGCCGAGGGAGGACUCCAGGAAGGAUGAUGUGAGGCGUGCGUCUAAGGAAGGGAGUAGAAAGGAUAGCGCGAGGCACGCGCCGAGGGAGGCGUCCAAGAAGGAUAACUUGAAAGAUAGGCCGAAAGAUGGGACACAGGUGGAUGACGCACCAAAGAAGGGCUCCAAGAAAGAGAGGCCCUCCGCGAGAGAUGAUGGACAGUCAGCUGGCAAAGACAAAGGCUCUCGUAGUUCACAUAAACUUAGCGCGAGCACGAGAGGCCGGCCCGCUGACAGCAGAGAUGGAAACCAUGGAGAAAUCAGAGCAAGGAAUGGUGAUGCGGCAAGAUCCGAAUAUCUAAAGGGUCCUGCGAAAAGAUGGAAUGGUGAACCCGUUCACAAUGAUAGAAUCAUCGAGAACGACAAGCUCCGGAAUGAAGCAAAGAGGAAAUACGAUCAUCGGAGGCCAGAAUACGAUCAAAGGAGGCCAGAUGUUGAUCUACCGGCGUUGAAGAAACAUGAUUCUGCACGAUUCAAGCACUAUGACAGAAAUGAUGGGAGGAAAGAGUAUGGAAACCCAUACCAUGAAGAGCCCAGGCCAAAAAGGAGAAGGUCAAGAAGCAGGGAUCAUGAUCAAGGAAGAUGUGGCAGAUCUGUCUCACUAUCCCCAAGGGCACAAAGGCGUAGCUACCAUGGACACGAUCGUGACAACUAUCCUCCAGGAAGAAAGUAUGCUGAAAACGACAGGCAUAGAACAUCUGGGAAUGGUGGACACGGUGGUGAGUCUUACCAGAGACAUGAAAGCCCUCUUGGAGGCUACUCACCAAGGAAAAGGAAAACAGUGCCACAAGACGAACAAGUGAGCACCAAGAUUACUCCUCCAGCUGUUCGAUCCCCAGAAAAGAAACCAGCCACGUGGGAUCAGGCUCCUGCAGGAGCAGAUCAAUCUAAUUUCUUCACCACUUUGAAGCCAAUUGUUAGUCAAACCUCUUCUGUUUCAGUCAGUUCUAGCGCACCAAAGCCAAACCCUGCCACUACGCUUGACACUAUAUUGUCCGGGAAUAGUUUGUCUAUUGACUCUGUCCAGCUAACACAGGCAACACGGCCACUUAGGAGGUUGCACAUCGAGAAUUUAACUAGUUCAGCAUCAGAGGAUAUGUUGAUUGGUUGCUUGAAUGACUUCUUGCUGUCAUCUGGUGGUAACCAUAUCCAGAGGUCUAAACAACCAUGCCUCAGUUGUACUAUAAAUAAGGAAAAACGCCACGCAUUUGUUGAAUUUCUUACACCAGAGGACGCUACAGCUGCUCUUUCUUUCGAUGGAAAAUCUUUCAAUGGGUCUACCUUGAAAAUUAGACGCCCCAAGGAUUAUAUUGAAAUGCCACAUGUUGCUCCAAAGAAACCCGUAGAAGAAGAGAUUAAAGUAACAUCAGAUGUUGUUGCAGAUUCACCGCACAAGAUUUUCAUUGCUGGUAUUUCUGGUGUUCUUUCGUCUGAGAUGCUCAUGGAGAUUGUUAGUUCCUUUGGCCAGCUGGGUGCAUACCACUUUGUUUGCAAUGAGGACCUUGGUAGGCGAUGUGCAUUUCUUGAGUACAUUGAUCACUCCAUUACAAACAAGGCAUGUGCUGGCCUCAACGGGAUGAAGCUUGGUGGGUCCAUCAUAACUGCUGUUCAGGUGUUUCCUAAUCCUCUCGAGGUUCACAAUGAAGCUUCCACAUUUUAUGGUAUUCCUUAUAGUGCCGAAGCGCUUCUUGAAGAACCAACCAAGGUCCUGCAGCUAAAGAAUGUGGUUGACAGAGAAGAGUAUUUGCUACUUUCAAAACCUGAGGUGGAGGAAAUAUUGGAAGAUGUACGCAUGGAGUGUGCAAGGUUUGGAGCAGUCAAAUCCAUAAAUAUUGUAGAGUAUCCUGCUAGCAUUGACAGCAUUACUGAGGAUAUUGUAGUUGAGCCCAAAGAUGGACCAGCCAAGCUUGAGCCCAUUGAAUGUUGUGCCAAUGAUAACUGUGCGGAGACUGCUACAGAUUGCCCUUUACCAAGUAAGAGCAUAGCAGUUCCUUCUGGCCCUAUGAAAAUUACAGGUGUAGACCCUAUUUCUGAGGGCCAGGAUCACAAAGAGCCUGACAUGCUUUGUGAGAGUGAUAUACCUGCAGCGGCAGAUCGGUAUACUGAUCUAGAUGACCUUCAUGCUGGAGCUGCUGGCCCCUCAUUGGAUCAACAAAUGGAGGCUGUUCAUAUGGAUUCUUCUCAGGCUGAUCAAGAUGCUACUGCAGUGGGUGAUAUCCAUGCUAGAGCUUCUGGCCUCUCAUCAGAUCAACCAACAGAGGCUGUUAAUAUGGGAUAUAUGCAGUCUGAUCAAGAUGCUACCGCAGUGGGUGAUAUCCAUGCUGGAACUGUUGGCCCCACAUUAGAUCAACAAACGGAGGCCGAUCAUAUGGAUUCUAUGCAGGCUGAUCAAGAUGCUACCGCAGUGGGUGACAUCCAUGCUACAGCUGCUGAUCCCUCACUGGAUCAACAAACGGAGGCCGAUCAUAUGGAUUCUACACAGGCUGAUCAUCAUGCUACUGCAUUGGCUGAUGAUAGUGCAGUUGGAGAAGGACAUGCAGGCUCAAAAACUUUGGAGAUCUGUAUUUCUACUACUACACCUGGAGAUGUGGCGCAGAUAUCUGAAACUGAGAACGAACAAAAAAUCUCUAAUGAUGUGAGUGAAAGUGGCUUGGAAAAAUUACCUGCGGCUGACACCAGAGGCGAUGCUUUUGUUUCAGACACCAUCGUGCUCGAAGCUGGCUCUGUAUUGGUAGAGUUCAUGCGCAAGGAGGCUGCAUGUAUGGCAGCACAUUCUUUACAUGGACGGAGUUUUGGCGACAGGACCGUUUCUGCUGGAUAUGCACUGCAUGAUCUCUACUUGCAGAGGUACCCGAGGUGAUUUCUGCUGCGAUGAGAUCCUGGUGUUCCGAUGACACCUGAUGCUUUUGUAUGUAACAGAAAUACUGGCAUGUCUUGUAUCUUGACAUUUCGGAUAUUCCAGUCAAGUAGCUUUCAGUCAGGAGGAUGUACUGUUAGUUGGAAGGUAAUUUAGGAGAUCCACAGUGCAAGCCCUUUGGGCUGAACUUGGAACACGUGUGUUUUGUGAUCCCUUGUAAUCGUUGCUUACUUACGGAGUAUAUCACAUGGAUGGUUUUAUAUUUUUAUUUUCAUAUCAGUAGUACAAUGUAA
Lolium rigidum is the source of this 3640-nucleotide messenger RNA. RefSeq lists its product as uncharacterized. Gene Ontology annotation, cellular component: U2-type prespliceosome; nuclear speck; U2AF complex. The transcript is spliced from 10 exons. Bases 183 to 3350 code for a protein of 1055 amino acids. The record is from RefSeq and is a predicted model, not a curated record. Gene Ontology annotation, molecular function: pre-mRNA 3'-splice site binding; poly-pyrimidine tract binding. Lineage: Eukaryota; Viridiplantae; Streptophyta; Magnoliopsida; Poales; Poaceae.